AUGGGGGACUUAAAGUACAGUAACAGGUUGCCUUGUGAUGGAGUCAGCAGAGAUAGUCCAAUACAUGACAGACUUGUUCAGUGUAAACAGCGUAUCGCUCCAUUUGAUUUACGGUUUGACUCGGGUGAUACUUUUGCCGCCAUAUACAGUGCAAAGAAUGGAGGAUAUCGUAUUCUGGCUUCUAAUGAAGGAACUGAAUAUUUCAAUGGUCAUGAAGUUAACAAAUCGAUAGAAGUCAAGUUUGACAGGGAAAGUCCAUAUCAUUGUACCAGUGAGAGUGACUGUAUUAAUACACCAUCAUACAUGCUCAAGGUUGCUGAUGAUUUCACAAAGACCGCUAUCCAGUUUACUUGGAAUGGCUGGAGGGACAAGUUAUCAAAGGUUGCUCGAUACGCUCUAGAGGUUUUCAAGCUGGAACCAGAUGGAACAGGCGCCCUUAAAGAGCCGUACACAGAUACAGUAGAUAAUCCAGUACCUUUAAACAUAACUGAAUUCAACGAAACUUCUUCUGGGAAACAUAAAUUUUCCUAUAGACCAGACAAACCAGGCGUUUAUUCUUGGAUUUUGGAAGUAAAUGACAAAGCCAAUAACUCGGUGUAUGUUAGGCGUAUUGUUAUUUAUGAUCCAGUUUCAGCUGUGACAAUAGACAGCUCGCAAAGAUUGUAUGCGUCCUCUGGUAAUCCGAAUGCAUCUUUUAACUGGCAAACGCAUAAUCCUUUGACAACAAAAGUAACUUGGAAAAAACAUUUUUUGAAUUCUUUGCAUGAAAAUGGAAAGUUUUUGAAUCGUGUCAAGCGUUUUCCUGAUUCUCUUUAUGAUGGGGGCUCUCGUAAUGGCUACAAAAGAAUUCCACCGGAAUAUGACGACUACAAUGGUGAGAGGACAAUAAACGCUAUACCGAAUGAACGCGGGAUUGUUAAAUACGACGUUGCUUAUUACAAUGGAAAAGACCAACAAAUUGCACCACAAUAUCAGUUUAGAAAUCUUUCUUUCAAUGAAACUGAACGUACAAUCAAUUUACUCACAGCUUUAGAAGAUGGCAAAUCAUUAAGCGUGUGGGUUAAAGCGUAUGAUGUACUUGGUAAUACAAACGAAGAACGUCUGGUUUUACAUUACGAUUCUUCCAAACCGUCCGUGGAAUCGCGAAAUCUUGAAUUGAAAAGAAAUGUGGGGAUUGAUAAAAUGGAUUAUAGAAGCAGAAUACAUGUAAUUGGAGCCACGGAUCCUCAUAGUGGAGUUAAGACCAUCAAAUACCGAUUUAUUGCUAAAAGUACAGGGAAGAUAAUAAAUAAUAAAGAAUAUGAAUAUGAAAAUCCAAAAAGAGACUCAAUCUAUUGCAACUUACAUCCCUGUGACGAAAAUUUACCGACUGGUGAGUCAUUCGGCAAGACUAUUGACCUUGACUUUGAGAACUGCUAUGCCAUGAACGUGAGUGACGUUUCUACCGAGGUAGUAAGAAUGGAGAUGGAUUUUUAUAAUUCAGCAGGGCUCUAUGUUACUCGACAUAUUGAGAUAGCCAAUCUCAAGUCACUUAAAGGUGUCAAUGAUUAUUUUGGGCCAACAGAUAUAAGAGUCGCAGAAACAUUGAGUGCAACAUCGGUGAAAAUCAUGUGGAACCAGGCACCGAGUUGUUAUAAUCAACAGGGCAUCGAUUUAACCUACAGAAAAGCUCAUAGCAAAGAUGAAAACUUGUUUAAAGUACACAAGAGUUCGGACUGGUUCACAAUGGUUAACUUGGACCUUUAA
This is a messenger RNA of Saccostrea cuccullata (small rock oyster), 1746 nucleotides long. RefSeq lists its product as uncharacterized. The record is from RefSeq and is a predicted model, not a curated record. Lineage: Eukaryota; Metazoa; Mollusca; Bivalvia; Ostreida; Ostreidae. The transcript is spliced from 9 exons. Bases 1 to 1746 code for a protein of 581 amino acids.